Messenger RNA from Sinocyclocheilus anshuiensis, 6090 nucleotides. Its product is annotated as protein unc-13 homolog B-like. The transcript has 41 exons. Gene Ontology annotation, cellular component: neuromuscular junction; synaptic vesicle membrane; presynaptic membrane. Bases 197 to 4957 code for a protein of 1586 amino acids. Lineage: Eukaryota; Metazoa; Chordata; Actinopteri; Cypriniformes; Cyprinidae. Gene Ontology annotation, molecular function: calmodulin binding; syntaxin-1 binding; phospholipid binding. Gene Ontology annotation, biological process: synaptic vesicle priming; synaptic transmission, glutamatergic; presynaptic dense core vesicle exocytosis. The record is from RefSeq and is a predicted model, not a curated record.
ACAGGUUGGUCUUGGCGAUCUGAAUCAGUACGCGCCACCUGUGGGACAGUGCUGAGUUACUCCGUCGAGCAUCCGUGCCCUCAGUAGUGCGCUCAUGGCGAGGAACUAACUUGUGUCAUGUUUGAAAUGUCACCGGACAGCUGAGAACUUCGAUUAUAGUGACAGGAUUUAACCAAGAGGAAAAACUUCGGUUGCCAUGUCUCUCCUCUGCGUGAGAGUUAAGAAAGCCAAACUCCAAGGACCUCCUGAUAAAUUCAACGCCUAUGUGACACUGAAAGUGCAAAAUGUGAAGAGUACCACCAUCACUGUGAGGGGAGAUCAGCCAUGCUGGGAGCAGGACUUCAUGUUUGAGAUCAGCCGGCUGGACCUGGGCCUGAUUGUAGAGGUGUGGAACAAAGGUCUCAUCUGGGACACCAUGUUAGGAACAGCCUGGAUUCCACUCAAAAGCAUCUGCCAUUCAGAGGAGGAGGGCCCUGGCGAAUGGAUAUUUCUGGACUCUGAAGUUCUGAUGAAGGCAGAUGAGAUUUAUGGAACUAAAAACCCAACGCCACAUCGAGUCCUACUGGACUCUCGCUUUGAACUGCCCUUCGAAAUCCCAGAGGAUGAGGCUCGAUACUGGACCGGCAAAUUGGAACGCAUCAAUACUAUGGGCAUUCAUGAUGAGGAUGAAGUAGCGGGACGCCCUCUGCCCUGUGCUGCCUCUCAAUGCUGCAACUAUUUUGGAUGGGCCGACAGCCAGACUUUGGAUGACCUAGACAGUGUGGUGGAUGAUAGAGACAGUGACUACAGGAGUGAGAUGAGCAGUAGUUUACCUCCACGCUACCACACUACAGCCCAGCCCAACUCUUCACUUCACCAGUAUCCCAUGGGGCCACGCUUUCAGCAGGCCAUGGAUUCCUGUGCUGACUCUUUGCACAGCUUUGAAUUUUUCUAUAGGGAUCACCAUGCAAGCAGCCCUGUGGACUCCAGUCGUUUUGGAUCUUCAGGGAACCUCAGCCAAGCUAGUUCUCAGCUCAGUGAGCCUGGUCAGGAGAGUGCUGCGUGUUCAGAGUUAGAGGAGUCCUACCAUUCCUACCACAGUACCGGCUAUCGACCAUCCAGAAAUGGACAUCACCCUACCAAUGGACAUACUUCCUGGGGGGAAGAUGAGGGAUUGAAAUCCUCCCAAGACAACGGAAGGGGUAUAAGCAGCACUAUAAAAAAGGAAGUGGUUUCUAAACUGGACAAAAUGCCUGAAAAAACUCUCAAAGGCUUCAGGGAUGAUGGAACGCCAUUGCCAUUCUCUACAUCCAGAUUGCGCUGGCUUAAAGCAAUCAACAAAGUGAGAGCUCAGCUUAAGGAGGGCAAAGAAAAUGGAGAUAAUUCAAGACAUGCUUGGAUUAAAGCUGGAAAUGGGAGUGGAAUAUUUGGAAUUGACAGUAUGCCAGACCUGCGCAAGAAAAAAGCUAUUCCUCUGGUUAGCGAUGUGGCUAUGUCUCUGGUCCAAGCCAGGAAGGCUGGCAUUGCAUCUGCGAUGGCCUCACGCUCCUCCAUAAAAGAUGAGGAACUGAAGAACCAUGUGUAUAAAAAAACGCUACAAGCUUUAAUCUACCCCAUUUCUUGUACAACACCUCACAACUUUGAGGUGUGGACCGCCACAACGCCCACCUACUGUUACGAGUGUGAGGGGCUUCUUUGGGGCAUCGCUCGGCAGGGCAUGCGCUGCACGGAGUGCGGGGUCAAAUGUCACGAGAAGUGUCAGGAGCUGCUGAAUGCAGACUGCCUGCAGCGCGCGGCUGAAAAGAGCUCCAAACAUGGUGCUGAGGACCGCACUCAGAACAUCAUCAUGGCCAUGAAGGAUCGCAUGAAGAUCCGUGAGAGGAACAAGCCUGAGAUCUUUGAGGUCAUCCGAGAUGUAUUUGUGGUCAGCAAGGCCAUCCAUGCUCAGCAGAUGAAGACCAUCAAGCAGAGUGUCCUGGAUGGAACGUCCAAGUGGUCAGCCAAGAUCACCAUUACAGUUGUCUGUGCUCAAGGACUGCAGGCUAAAGAUAAGACUGGCUCCAGUGACCCCUACGUGACCGUCCAGGUGGGUAAAACCAAAAAGAGGACCAAGACUAUCUACGGCAACCUCAAUCCUGUCUGGGAGGAAAAGUUUCAUUUUGAAUGCCACAACUCCUCUGAUCGCAUCAAAGUUCGUGUUUGGGAUGAAGAUGACGACAUAAAGUCGCGAGUGAAGCAGCGCUUGAAGAGGGAAUCUGAUGACUUCCUGGGCCAAAGCAUCAUUGAGGUUCGCAUGCUGAGUGGAGAAAUGGACGUCUGGUACAACCUCGAGAAAAGAACGGACAAGUCUGCUGUUUCUGGUGCCAUCCGUCUUCAGAUCAGUGUGGAAAUUAAGGGUGAAGAGAAAGUGGCCCCCUACCACGUCCAGUACACCUGUCUACAUGAGAACCUCUUUCAUCACAUCACAGAUGUCCUCGGUCAGGGUGUGGUGAAAAUCCCAGAAGCCCGUGGCGAUGAUGCCUGGAAGGUUUUCUUUGACGAUGUGCCGCAAGAUAUAGUGGAUGAAUUUGCAAUGCGCUAUGGGAUUGAAUCCAUCUACCAGGCCAUGACGCACUUCGCAUGUCUCUCAUCUAAGUAUAUGUGUCCCGGGGUCCCUGCUGUGAUGAGCACCCUGCUGGCCAACAUCAACGCCUACUACGCCCACACCACUGCAUCCACCAAUGUCUCCGCUAGCGACAGAUUUGCUGCAUCCAACUUUGGGAAAGAAAGGUUUGUCAAGCUCUUGGAUCAGCUGCACAAUUCCCUGCGCAUUGACCUCUCAAUGUAUCGAAACAACUUCCCUGCAAGCAGUAAGGAACGUUUACAGGACCUCAAAUCUACAGUGGACCUCCUGACCAGCAUCACUUUCUUCAGAAUGAAGGUCCAGGAACUGCAGAGUCCGCCGAGAGCUAGUCAGGUUGUGCGAGACUGUGUCAAAGCCUGCCUCAACUCCACAUAUGACUACAUCUUCAACAACUGUCAGGAGCUGUAUAGUCGCCAAUAUCCUCAGAUCGGAGACACGCAUAAGGACGAGUGCACCCCAGAAGAUCAGGGCCCGAGCAUCAAAAACUUAGACUUCUGGCCCAAACUCAUUACCCUUAUAGUGUCCAUCAUUGAGGAGGACCGGAACUCCUAUACCCCUGUCUUAAACCAGUUUCCUCAGGAACUGAACGUUGGGAAAUUGAGUGCAGAGGUCAUGUGGAAUCAGUUCUCUCAGGAUAUGAAGUACGCCAUGGAAGAACAUGAAAAACACCGGCUGUGUAAAAGUGCAGACUACAUGAACCUGCACUUCAAGGUCAAAUGGCUGUAUAACGAAUACGUGAAGGAUCUGCCAACCUUCAAGGGAGUUGUGCCCGAAUACCCUACGUGGUUCCAACAGUUUGUGCUGCAGUGGCUGGAUGAGAACGAGGAUGUGUCCAUGGAGUUCAUGCAUGGACCCCUGGAGAGAGAUAAAAAAGAUGGAUUCCAGCAGACGUCAGAGCACGCUCUCUUCUCCUGUUCAGUGGUGGAUGUCUUCACUCAGCUCAACCAGAGCUUUGAGAUCAUCAAGAAACUGGAGUGUCCCGACCCCAAAGUCAUGGUCCUCUACAGCCGCCGGUUCGCCAAGACCAUUGACAAAGUUCUGCUACAGUACAGUACCAUUUUGAAGAAUAGCUUCCUGUCCUAUUGUGAUAAGGAGAAGAUUCCAUGCGUCUUGAUCAAUAAUGUCCAGCAGUUGCGUGUCCAGCUUGAGAAGAUGUUUGAAUCUAUGGGUGCCAAACAGCUGGACACAGAGGCCAGUGACAUCCUGAACGAUCUCCAGGUCAAGCUGAACAACGUCUUGGACGAGCUGAGCAGCACCUUUGGAAACACUUUCCAGAGCCGCAUUGAUGACUGCAUGCGUCAGAUGGCCAGUCUGCUGUACCAGAUCAAGGGUCCAGUGAACGCCAACACCCGUAACCAGGUGGAGGCCGACUCUGAUAACAUGCUGCGGCCACUGAUGGACUUCCUGGAUGCAAAUCUGAUGCUGUUUGCCUCAGUGUGUGAGAAAACCGUGCUGAAGAGAGUGCUGAAGGAGCUGUGGAGGAUUGUGAUGAACAGUCUCGAGAAGACCAUCAUCCUUCCUCAGGGCAAUGACACCUUUGGAAUGAUCUUUUCAGCGGCUAAAGAACUGGGUCAGCUCUCCAAACUCAAGGAUCACAUGUCUGGUGAAGCUAAAAGCUUGACUCCCAAGCAGUGUGCAGUCAUGGACGUGGCCCUCGAAACCAUAAAGCAAUACUUCCACGCUGGAGGAAAUGGUUUGAAGAAGGCCUUCCUGGAGAAGAGUCCUGAACUGUCCUCGCUGAGACACGCGCUGUCCCUCUAUACCCAGACCACCGACACGCUCAUCAAGACGUUUGUAACUACUCAGCAUGCUCAAGGCUCAGGGGUUGAUAAACCAGUAGGGGAAGUAUCCAUACAGAUCGAUCUCUUCACUCACCCAGGCACAGGAGAGCAUAAAGUUACAGUUAAAGUUGUGGCUGCUAAUGAUCUGAAGUGGCAGACAUCUGGGAUGUUCCGACCGUUUGUGGAGGUCACCAUGAUCGGCCCUCAUCUCAGCGACAAGAAGCGCAAGUUCACUACCAAAUCGAAGAACAACAGCUGGGCGCCCAAAUUCAAUGAGACCUUCCAUUUUAUUCUUGGGAACGAGGAUGGGCCGGAGUGUUAUGAGCUUCAGGUGUGUGUGAAGGACUACUGCUUCGGCCGCACAGACCGUGUGGUCGGUAUCGCCGUCAUACAGUUGUGUGAUGUUGCGCCGAGGGCCAGCUGCGCCUGCUGGUGUCCACUGGGCCCACGGAUACACAUUGAUGACACGGGCCUCACCGUCAUGCGCAUCCUCUCCCAGCGCUCGGGUGACGAGGUGGCCAAAGAGUUUGUGAAACUGAAGUCUGAGACCCGAUCGGCCGAGGAGGGGAGGUGAGGACGUUCCUUCACAGCAGAAGACAAUCUGAGACUCUUAAGUGUUGGAGGGACAUCAGCACUGUCACCUUUUUGUGUCCACAUCAAUGUUUUUGCUGCCCACUGACACCUACGAGAGAUGGGCUUUCAGCAGCACAAGAGAGGCCAUGUGACAAGUUUUAUAAAGAGCACUGUUAGUUUAGCAGUGGAUGAGGGGGAGUCAUCCACAUAAACAGAUUGAACACAAUAUUUUUUCCAUGUAUUGAUAUAAAAAACACUCACACAUUCAGCCACUAACAAACUAGCAAAGGACUAGUUAAGGUAGACACCAUGUUUUAUUUGACAUGAAUGAAACAAGACUGUGAAGGAUAGACAUGCACUUUGACCUGACAUAGAAUAACUUUGACCCUGAGAUUUUUUUUUAUGAAUUGCCUCAUAUUAAAUUGAAUAAUCAUUGCAAAAAGUAAGACCAGACAUGUCUAUCCCUUACAAACAUGUUUGCAAGAAAAAAAAAAAUGGUGUCAAUCCCUGACUUGGUUAUUUGACCUCCGACCAGUAGAUGGCACUGUGAGUGUGCUGGGUCAUUAUUUUGGAAGCGUCUGUUGUAGAAUACACAGAUUCCACAUCAGUUCGUGCACUUUUUCUCUGUAAACACCCCUUUUGCCAUGUGUUUAUUGCCUUAUUUUUUGAUGCUGUGAAUGUGUCAAAUUGAAAUGUAAUGAUUAUGAUUGUUAUGAAUGUUGUGACUCCUGAGACAGUGUUUGUGUCCUGGGGGCCAGGUCUCAUUCACUCAGUGUUGUGGAGUGAUUUGUUGCAUGAAUGAAUCAGAAAAAAGUGACCAUUCAUUUCAAAAGCCAACGGUACUUCAGCAAUCAUCUGUGACCAGUAGGUGGCAGCAAUAAUCUCGUUCACAUUUACACCUGCUUCAUCACCCACACCAAAAGACAAUGCAGCAUCAUCUGACAGUACUGAAGCUAAAAUGUUUGAAUGCUUUAAUGGGGUGUCAUGUUAUAUUUUUCAAUACAUUAUGUAGUGAAAAGCUCUGAAAAAUCAGCAUCAGCUGGGGAGAGAAAAUAUGAACGUUAACAAAUAACAGAUCAAGCUCAAAUAUGAUAACUGAUCAAUUAAAGAGUAGAUGUUUUUUUUCAUUUCAAA